UUUGCUUUUUUUCAAGAAACAGAGAGAAGUCAUAUAUAUAAAGAGAUUAUCAGUUGCUUUCAGAGCUUGUAUUAAUAUUACUCUCCUUCUUUCAACAAUAUGCAUCUAAUGAGAAAAUUGUUCUGGUCCAAGUUGAAAUCGACUCUCAGAAAGCAACGUAGAAAUGGGAAAGACGGUUCAGGUAGCUUGGUGAACAAGUCAAAUGUGAAUGAAGAGUAUGUUGAAGCCUUAAGAACUAAUUCUUACGUAGAAAUGUACAAUAAAGUUCAAGAACAGUUAGAAAGUGGAAAAUUAGGUCAUAAUCAUAAAUUAUUCUCAUCUUCUUCUUCUCUUCAACUUGAUAUCAAUCUCUCUAAAAGCUUACUUGAACCUUGUCAAGAAGUGUUGGUUGAAAUUCCUGAAUCAUGUCAACUUCAUCCCCUUAUUGUUAACUACUUUGAUAUUACCUCAGAAGCAUGCAGAAUUUGUGAGUUACUACUUCAAAGUGUCCAAAAAACCCGAGCUAAUUAUAGGAAAAUUAGAAAGGUUAUUAGACUAAUGAAAAAUAUGGAGCCAGAUUCAAGCUAUUGUUAUGAUGUAUAUAGAGAACUUGCUUCAUUUGCUUCUUACAAGAACCCCUUUUCAGUAUUUAACAGAGUACAGUUUCUAGACACACGCGAAGGGCACGAUGUUUUGCUUAAGAAACUAACAUCACAAUUCAGAAGAGUUAAAAGGAGGAUGAAAUUCUUGAGAUCUUGUAAGAAGGUAUUUGGGAUUAGUAUCGCGAUAGGGUAUACUGGAAUACUAAUAGCUUUGUUGGUCUUAGUUCUUCACAGUAUGGUUUGUAUUGUAGCUGCACCUGGAUUGGCAUUUUGCUCAUUUAAGCUGUUCAAGAAAAGAUUCAAAGUGGAUAAAAAGGCAAUAAGUUCAAGUUCACUUGAAAUGUUAAUAGCACAACUUGAUGUAGCAGCAAAAGGGGUGUACAUAUUGAUUAAUGACUUUGAUACGAUGAGUCGGCUUGUGAGGAGAUUAUAUGAUGAAACUGAGCAUGAUAGAUCUGUAGCUGAUAUGUGUGCAAAAAAGAAAAAUGCUGAUAUGUUGAAGGAAGUGAUAAGGGAUUUCAGUAUUAACAAACAUUGUUUUAUGGAACAGUUGAAAGAACUUGAAGAGCAUGUUUGCUUGUGUUUCCUCACUAUAAACAGAUCAAGAAGGAUGGUUUUACAAGAAAUGGUCAGCAGAUGAGUUAUUGCAAUUUAUUGAAUGAAAAUGACUACACAGACUGAGAUCAUAAAUUUGAUUCUCCAGUUUUGUUUGGCAAUUUUUUGGUGUUUGUAUCUUCAAUAAUGGAUUUUCUCCACUUUGUGUUUCUA
Molecule: messenger RNA, 1349 nt
Organism: Nicotiana tabacum (common tobacco)
Lineage: Eukaryota; Viridiplantae; Streptophyta; Magnoliopsida; Solanales; Solanaceae
Product: UPF0496 protein At1g20180-like
Source: RefSeq, a predicted model, not a curated record